CAUGACACAGUUUCUAUCCACCCAUUCUGAAUUUCAGCAAAAUGAUUUUCCAAGUGCAGGAUAAAGAUUGACGUCGCAUCAUUCAGUUUCAAGUCGUUCCAACAAUAGUAAUUUUUAUCACUCAGAUGGAUCAUUUUCCGAAAUUUUAUAAGCUAUUUAGAGUAGCAUUAUUUCUAUCACUGUCGAGUUGGAGUACACCAAUAAUGGCACAACAGCAGCAACAAUUUCCAUUUGGUAAUAUUUUUGGUGGUUUUCCUUCAUUUUUUGGACAAUCCUUCCCUAAUCAGUAUCAAUCAUUCGGAAAUCAAAACCCAUCUUCUUCGUCACCCACCCAGUUUGAUACUUCCCAAAAGCCAAGCCCAAAUCAGGUCCCCAACUAUAAUAAUUUCCUUGGAGGAUUCCCCUCUUCCUGGCCUUUUGGUCAAAAUGGAAACGGGGCAAAUGGUGGUGGCUUAUCAAAUAAUCCAUGGCAAGCCUUAUUCCCAAAUAGUCCAUUUAAUAACCAGAAUCAAAAUUCUUAUGAAAAUAAUAAUAACCAAAACAAUCAAGUCUCAAAACCUUCCCAAGGUCAAAAUGAAGGUCAAAUGAAUUCCCCCCAGCAGCAGCAGCAGCAGCAAUACCAGGCUUACCCAUUUGGUUUUCCAUUUUCAUUCUUUCCUCAAUACGCUCGACCUCAAGCAUCAAAUGAACCAAAUAAAGAAUCCUCCUCUUCCUCUAACCCUACAAAUAAUAAUAAUAACGACUACAUUUCAAGGCCAAACACAGGUCUGGAAGGCAGUAAAAUUCGUCCCUCCGGCUCUUCUGGUGACCCUGUUGAGUUGGAAGUUGUUCAUUCAAAACAAGAUUCAAAACACCCUUCGUUAAAUUGGCCGAUACGACCACCACAGACACCACCAACUUUCGAAGAUGGUCCAAGUCAGCAGACUGAGGAUGUUGAUGGAGGGUUUCGUCGACCAUCAUCCGGUGGUAAUAAUAAUGGUCCUCGCCCUGUUGAACUGGAAGUUGUGCAUUCGAAACAAGAUUCGAAACACCCGUCCCUCAUGACUUCCACGUUGUCUCCCCCACUUCUAGAAGAAGAUCCGGAGAACAAUUUUGAUGGGUAUUCCUUGGACCCCGAAGUUGUUGACGUCCGACUUACUGACAGUUUGAGCGAAAAAUCCAAAAAUCAAAACAGUAAGGAAGAUGAAAAAAGCAUUUCUUCUGAUAAUGAUGCUUUGCUAUUUCAAUGAGCGCGUCCACCCCAUCAUGUUUUUUAUUGUACUUGCGUGAUUUAACUUUUUCUUUAAUAAACUUCUGUCUUUUAAUUAUUUAAAAA
Folsomia candida is the source of this 1315-nucleotide messenger RNA. RefSeq lists its product as uncharacterized. The coding region runs from base 126 to 1229 and encodes 367 amino acids. NCBI's taxonomy places the organism in Eukaryota, Metazoa, Arthropoda, Collembola, Entomobryomorpha, Isotomidae. The transcript has 2 exons. The record is from RefSeq and is a predicted model, not a curated record.